Fragaria vesca subsp. vesca is the source of this 1357-nucleotide messenger RNA. Its product is annotated as cell differentiation protein RCD1 homolog. The transcript has 9 exons. Gene Ontology annotation, cellular component: P-body; CCR4-NOT core complex; CCR4-NOT complex. Gene Ontology annotation, biological process: mRNA catabolic process; negative regulation of translation. The coding region runs from base 136 to 1071 and encodes 311 amino acids. NCBI's taxonomy places the organism in Eukaryota, Viridiplantae, Streptophyta, Magnoliopsida, Rosales, Rosaceae. The record is from RefSeq and is a predicted model, not a curated record.
UGGCUCUCCACACAGUCCUAUUCAUCGUCUCUCUCUCUCUCUCAGAGCAAGCAAGCAAAACUGGUAAAGCUCACAACCGAGAACAUUGCUCUCUUCUAAUUUCGAAAUGGCGAGUCCGCCCUAGUCGCUUUCUGCAUGUACGCGCCGUUUGGAGGUCCGAUCGGUUCUAAACCUACCGCCGCCGCCGCCGGAGCCCAACCCGACCCUGAAAUGGCCUCAGCCGAGCAGUUGGUUCUCGAGCUCAGCAACCCUGAGCUUCGCGAAAAUGCUCUCCUCGAACUCUCCAAGAAGAGAGAACUGUUUCAAGAUUUGGCUCCAUUGUUAUGGAAUUCUUUCGGCACUGUUGCUGCUCUGUUGCAGGAAAUAGUUUCAAUAUACCCGGUUCUAUCCCCACCAAAUCUAACUCCUGCCCAAUCAAAUCGUGUUUGCAAUGCGCUUGCUCUUCUUCAGUGUGUUGCGUCACACCCAGACACGAGGAUGUAUUUCCUUAAUGCUCACAUACCUUUAUAUUUGUACCCUUUUCUUAAUACAACAAGCAAGUCAAGGCCGUUUGAGUACUUGAGGCUCACCAGUUUAGGUGUCAUUGGUGCCUUGGUGAAGGUUGAUGACACAGAAGUGAUCAGCUUCCUUCUCUCAACAGAAAUAAUUCCCCUGUGCCUGCGCACUAUGGAAAUGGGCAGUGAGUUGUCAAAAACAGUCGCCACGUUUAUUGUUCAAAAGAUUUUGUUGGAUGAUGUGGGCUUGGAUUAUAUUUGCACUACAGCAGAGCGGUUUUUUGCAGUAGGUCGAGUGUUGGGGAACAUGGUUGCAUCACUUGCUGAACAACAUUCAUCGCGUUUAUUGAAACAUAUUAUCCGCUGUUACCUUCGAUUAUCCGAAAACCCAAGAGCAUGUGAUGCUUUAAGAAGUUGUCUUCCUGACAUGUUAAGAGAUGCUACCUUCAGUGUUUGCCUUCGUGAAGAUCAAACUACAAGGAGAUGGCUUCAGCAGUUGCUUCACAAUGUUGGAGUUAGUCGGGUUCCUGGGCUUCAGGCUGGGGCAGGGUUUGAUCAUAUGAUGAUAAAUCAAUAGCCCAAAUUAACAACCUUGAUUUCUGAGUGCCAUCUGGUGCUUAUGCGUCAGAGAGGGCUGCAUAGGUCUUUCUUAUCUAGCUAAAUGCUAAUUGGCAAAUUCUAUCACUGUAAUUACAAAAUGUUGCAUCUGUAACUUGGGCUUGUAAGGUUUGCUUUGCCCACGUAUGACAUUUCUGGAAGUUGGGUUUGUUUUUAGAAGAAAUCAGCCCUCACCAUUCUACCAUCAUGUAUUAACUCUUCGAUUUGUUCAGUUCACAAUCCACGAGGCCAAGUUAUUGUGAAUC